AUGGAGGUCAGACUGCAAACCCAGCCUAAGCCGCAGCCUGGUCAACCUCCGCUCUAUUCUGGGACCUUUGACUGCUUCAGAAAGACUCUCGUCGGAGAGGGAGUCCGAGGCUUAUAUAGAGGAAUGGCAGCUCCUAUUAUCGGAGUGACACCCAUGUUUGCUGUGUGCUUCUUUGGAUUUGGCUUGGGAAAAAGACUCCAACAGAGAAAACCUGAUGACAUUUUGACAUAUCCUCAGCUGUUUGCUGCUGGCAUGUUGUCGGGAGUGUUCACCACAGUGAUCAUGGCUCCAGGAGAGAGAAUCAAGUGCCUUUUACAGAUCCAGGCAGCUACAGGUGAAACUAAAUACAGUGGCUCUUUGGACUGUGCAAAACAGCUGUACCGCGAGGCUGGGAUUCGUGGCGUGUACAAGGGGACAGUGCUUACCCUCAUGAGAGAUGAGUUUUAACUUUUUUUUUCUUUUUUUUUUUUUUUUCCUUUUCUUUUUCCUCCCACCCCACCCCAAUCCUGCCACAGUGUGAGUGACCUCAGUGUGCCUAGGAUCCUCUUCGCUGGGGGCCUGGCUGGGAUCUUCAACUGGGCAGUUGCCAUUCCACCAGACGUGCUGAAAUCCCGUUUCCAGACUGCUCCUCCAGGAAAAUACCCAAAUGGCUUUAGAGAUGUGCUGAGAGAACUUAUCAAAGAGGAAGGAGUUGCAUCUCUGUAUAAGGGCUUCACAGCUGUAAUGAUCAGGGCAUUUCCCGCUAACGCGGCAUGUUUUCUUGGUUUUGAAGUUGCUAUGAAGUUUCUUAACUGGAUUGCACCAGGCCUAUGAAGACUAGGAAGUCUUUGGAAAUCAGAGAGGAGAAGGAAGAGAGUGCAAGUCUGCCUCAAAGGAAUAAACGAAUGAUCACUUGACGUUUCAGGAAUGAUUGCUUGCCUAAUACCUUUCUGCCUUCCUCACAUUCUUUAGGUGGUGCUAUGUGCCGUUCAGAAAUGUAAGCUGUAGCUCUGAAACAGAGUUGAUGAGGAGUUAGAGGUGAUACACCUGUCUUCUGAGCCAAUGUACCACAGCAGUAACGCUGCUAACAGACCGCUGUCACUGUUACACACACUACCUUAAGUACUUCCUCAUGGAAGAAGGGGACACUUCUUAAAAUGUAAUUCUUUAUUUACUGAAGAAACAUGUAGCUAUUAAUGCUGAAAACCUUCCUUAAAAUAAUUGUUUGGCAGUGUGUACUUAACUCUCAGGGCAUGAGUUAGCAGCUGCACAGACUAGUAUCUACAAACAAUGUCAGAUAGCAUUCUCAUCUCUUGCGGUUUUUUAGUUGUGGCUAUUUCUAUGUUGACAGAGGUUUUAAUCUUACGUGCAUGUAAUGCAGCAAACACAGAACUAAGCAGGGGAGGCCACAGCUACGUAUCAGUGGGUUGAGGGGUAUUACAGAUACCCUAUCGGAUCUCGCACACUGAUCUUUUCUGUGGAACUAGGAGGAAAAAUGAAUUAUGCUUAACAUUUGUACUAAGCUUUACUGAGGCAGCCAGUGGGGAAAUGCGUUUGAUCCUGAACUUUUCUCUGAAAUCCCUUUCUGUCCCACUGAAGAUAUCCCAAAUGCGAUUUCAAAAGUACAGCAUGAUUCAUAGCAACCUGUGAUAUAUUUGAUUCAUCGCAUGCCGUGUCCUGGGAUUCAGUGCCUGAUCUGAGAAAAUUUAACAGCACUUCCAAGAACUCAGUUUCUCUGACACGAGGAGGAUACGUGAAGGGGACACCGGCUGUGCAGUCUUGUCUAACUUUAUUCUUGCUCUUGUUCCUUGGUUUUCUCUUAUUAUCAUUAAACAUAACCAUAUUUUCAUUUGAGAAAUGACUAAUGCUAAGAAGCAAAAAGCAACUUUAAUUUCUUUUGGUUUUGAUGCGGAGUUAUUAGAACCCCAAUAAGCUAGCUGCUGCUUGGC
This is a messenger RNA of Pygoscelis adeliae (Adelie penguin), 1928 nucleotides long. It is a transcript of the gene SLC25A20, whose product is annotated as solute carrier family 25 (carnitine/acylcarnitine translocase), member 20. Gene Ontology annotation, biological process: positive regulation of neuron projection development; carnitine transmembrane transport; mitochondrial transport. The transcript is spliced from 8 exons. NCBI's taxonomy places the organism in Eukaryota, Metazoa, Chordata, Aves, Sphenisciformes, Spheniscidae. The record is from RefSeq and is a predicted model, not a curated record. Gene Ontology annotation, cellular component: mitochondrial envelope. Gene Ontology annotation, molecular function: O-acyl-L-carnitine transmembrane transporter activity; low-density lipoprotein particle binding.